Molecule: messenger RNA, 4634 nt
Organism: Acanthopagrus latus (yellowfin seabream)
Lineage: Eukaryota; Metazoa; Chordata; Actinopteri; Spariformes; Sparidae
Gene: c10h4orf54
Product: chromosome 10 C4orf54 homolog
Exons: 1
Coding region: 55-4632 (1525 amino acids)
Source: RefSeq, a predicted model, not a curated record
UCCGCUUCUUUUCUGCCAGACACCCAAUGUAAACCUAAACCUGCCGGUGCUGCUAUGAAGUCCGAGCAAAGCUCCGUGGAGACACCGGCGACUCUCCGGGGGAUCGAGAGCCUGCUCCAAAAGCUAGCGCACGGAAAGGAGGAUGAGCCGGAGAAGCAAGGCGAACGCACGGACGUCGAUCUGAAGUCAGCGGACGUGCGCACAAGCGUUGCCAAGCCAGUGAAAGACUGUCUUUUGGGUGAAAGAAACCAAAUGUCUGCCCCUGUUAAAAGCAGCGACUCCGGUGAUCUGUGCGUAACGGAACCAAACCGCGAGCCGCCGAUUAAAACCACGAAUGAAACUCGGAGGAAAGAGGAUUCUGGUGUCGGGAAAUGUGCAGAAGAUGCAGAGGAUGGCCCCACUGGUCCGGUCUCAUCACCACGCCGUCCUGGUCUUAAAGCCAUGUCAGAGGACCGCCUCAAAUCGGGAGACGAAGGCGAGCGCGACGUGCCCAAAAAAGAAGAAAGCGCAACGGGCGAUGAGGAUUUACAUCGUGGCGGUAACUAUUGGAGCGGGAGAACUGAGUCGGAUGACUAUGAGGAUGAUGAUGAUGAUGAUGAUGAUGAUGAUGAUGAUGAUGAUGAUGAUGAUGACGAGGUAACUUUGGUGCUUUCCGCCGGCUGCGUCCCGUGCGUAACGGAGGACGAGUCCCAUUACAUUACCACGCACGAGAUCCAGCUCUCGGAACUUUCUGAUGAUGAGGGGGACUACGACCUCGGGGCGGGCUCCUCCGCCAGCUGGGACAUCGAGGAUGGCAACCAGGUGUACUCCUUUGUCGAUUACGCCUCUUUCGACGGUGAUGGAGCGGCGGGGGAGACGGGGAACGGCCGCCAGCCUCGCUCUCCGGGCGCAGCAGCGGUCAGCACUCUGCUUGAAAGUGAUCCGUGCCACGCGGCCAAGUUCGCCAGCUCAGAUGAGAGUGCGUCAAAGCAGCAGCAGUGCAGUGGCAACAGUGCUGGGCAGAUCCACCUGUCAAUCAGAACCACUUCGCGAGCUAUAAAUGACCCUGGCAACGUCCAAGAACAGGGAAAUAUCCUUUAUCAUGCCAGGCGCUCCGGAGACAUGAGCCGCUAUGUGUUUAGGGGAGUUGAUGGGAAGGCAGAGACGUUGUGUGACAGGGCGAAGUGUUUCAUAGCCGCGCCCGGACGCAUACACUUUGGCCGCAAAUUGAGGGGAAAAGAGGUCACCGGGUAUUCCAGCGGCGCGUCCAGCGCUGUCAGCGAGCUGGACGAUGCUGACAAGGAGGUGCGCAACCUGACAGCCAGAGCCUUCAAGAGCCUGGCGUACCCUUACUUUGAUGCCAUUAAUUUCAGCACCUCCAGUGAGUCAUCCGCUUCAGAGCAUGGCCUAGGGAUAAACAGGUGGUCCACGUUUGUCGACCUGAAAUAUGGCAACAUGAAUUUGUCGCAGGGACUGGACAAAAGUGUCGUUUCCCAUCAAAACUCUACGGCCUCAUUUGAAAUCGCAAAGAAUGUGGAGAACAGGGGUUAUAAGGGCAUUGCACCAGCAAGCUUCCAACCGCCCACCGGCAAGAUCUUCACCCUGAGUGGGAAUCCCCACGGCGCAUCGUCGUCCACAAAGAAAAUAGAGCUGAUGGGGAAAUUCAGCCAGGGCCACAGUGGGGUCAUCAGACUGACCGAGACUCUGAAUUUUCGCUGCAAUGUCAAAUCGGGAAUGUCUGAGGCAGAAAGACGCACUAACUUUGCACAAAACGCAGCAGGAUCACGUUCCACGGAUGAAGUUACCAACACUUUGCCAAGCAGCCAGAGGAGAGGGGCCAGCCAGCCGCCCACUAAAACCAUGGAAGACACACACAAGAAAGCCAUAUUCGCCUCGAGCCUCCUCAAAAAUGUGAUUUCGAAGAAGAUGCAGUUCGAGCAGGAGCGCAAGAUGGAAAGAGGGGAGAUCAGUGAGCCGCAUCAGACGUCUUCCCCGUGCUUUGUGCACCAGGAGAGCGACGGCCACAGGGGGAAGGGGAGCAGGGAGCUGCACAGACAGGGCUCCAGGUUCUCUGAGAGCAGUUCUGACUACGCCAUAAUGUGCGUGGAUGAAUUAGGGGACUUCGUGGACAGCGGCUCAUGUGAUACCAAGAGCGACUCCCGGAGACAAGACACGGCCGCUCCCGCACCAGAAACUAAUUUGGAGCACGCAAAUGAAGCUGGAAUCGAUGCUAAAAAAGGCGCAUUGGAAGCGUCCAAAAGCACGCUGCUUCGCAGCCAAAAUAGCGCGUUCAGAUGCUGGAAGGACGAGGAGCUAGAGUUUCAAAAGGAUCAUAAAAACGAUCAAACUCCGCAGGAGAAGCCGCCUUCAGUUAACGUCAAAGAGGGCGAGGGGGAUCAGUACUCAUCGUGCAGCGGCAAACUGACAAAAAUGUCACAUUUGUUUGUGCCAAGUAUCCAACUGCUGCCCAGUGACGGAGAAGUCGGACAGCAGCUGCAGGACGGGAAUUAUUCUCCGUGUGGACACGGAGGAGGGAUUAAACUGCGCUCUGACAACACUUUAUACAUCCAAGACACCAGGAGUGUGGCUACAUCGAAAUCUCCGGAGAUUAAAAUUAAUUUAAGGAGCGUCAGAAACAAUAAAACGGAGCCUUUUGGCGUCUCCAAACUGCGCGCGCCUAAUAUAGGCUGUAACGCAGCCAGCCUCAUCAGAACAGAUGACUUCAAGUGCCAGGCGCUGGCUGCAGCUUUCAAGGGUGAGUCUUCAGACAAAGUUCCGCACUUCAUGGUCAGAGACAUUAGAGAUAACAAAGGAAAGCUGCAGACGCCCAUACACCAAGUGAGAGACGUGCGUAAAUUGGUGAAAAGUUCUUAUCACUUUGUUUCCUUAGAUAACAACGACAAUAAAUCCAGCGUUGCCUCCGGUGACAGCCAGGCAGAGCAGAGGAAGCAAAUCACCUAUCGCAACCCCAAUUCUGUGUCCCCUAUAGUGAUAAAAUGUCAGUCUGUCAAUACAAACAGUAACGGAAAACUUAACGAGUUGUCUAAUAGGGAUCUGUUCGAUGUAGACAGGUCGUCUCCAGAGGGCGCUAAAAGUGCGCCACUGCAAAAGGCAGCAGGGAGAGCGCCCAUAGGUAACUCCAACAAUCCCUCAGAGGGAGACACUGGAUUGAAAACCGAAAGCAGAAUAGCUCCAAAGAGGCAGGAAAAAAUAACAGACAUCAUGGAGAAGAAACCUGAAUCCAAGAUGGCCAACCAGGGGGCUUUGGAAAAACUCCAGGCUGCCGUGAAAACAAUGGAGCAGCUCUAUGUCUUUGAGAGGAAUGAAUGGAAAAGGAAGAAUGAGCCCCGGCCCCUGACAGACAGCCAUGUGCUUUCACUGAUAAGCAGUGAUGAGCAUGGAGGACCUGAGGAGGAAGGAGCGAUAGGGUCCAACGUGGCCAAGACGCCACCAGCGGUGGCAGCGUCCCCCGCCGCUGACAGCCUGCUGAGGCGAGAGGACAAACCCUUUCAAAGUCCUGGCAGCCGAGAUGAGAGACUAGUUACUAAGUCGCUGCAAACCCCCAGUGCCACAGGAAGUAAAAACCUGUUCAGUCUCAGUUCUAGCUUCAAGGCCUCGACAACCCAAAAAACACCCCAGCCAAGCGCUGUCACAUCAGCUCCUUUCAGCAACAAAUGCUUUGUCCCAAAGUCUCAAAAACUGCCUGCAUCCUUGAAAGUCAGCCAGCCGAGGGUAAGUGGACAUGAAGGAGAUGGAUCAAAGGAGUCAGAGAGGUCCAUGCAGGAACUCUCGAGCGCCUCGGCUGACAGUGAGAACUACCUCACCAUUCCAGUCAAGUCCCACGCCAGCAGCAACAAGCAAGCCUCGUCCACAUUUACAACCCAGACACAUCCAACCACACCUUCAGGACACUUGGAAUCCAGCUCCAGGGGACAGGACGACCACAACCAGUCCCCUAAACGGUCCAGCACUGUGAUGGAGACACACUCCCCAGAGGUCGCUCCUGCCACCAUCUACCACUCCAUGCCAUUUGGCAUGGCCACCAAUCAGCCUCAGCUGUACUGUUUCUCCCCAGCAAUCACCCCCACACCCACACUGGACCCCUUCCAGACCACUCAGAGGAAGAUGCUCCUUGAUCCCACCACUGGAAACUACUACCUGGUGGACACUCCUGUGCAGCCGACCACCAAGCGCCUUUUUGACCCUGAGACAGGCCAGUAUGUGGACGUGCCCAUGCAGCAACCUCCUAUGACCCCAGUUCCAAUGCAAAUGUCACCUUUGGCCCUCAGUCCAGGAGCAUAUGGACACACUUACAUGAUCUACCCAGGCUUCAUGCCAACGCCAUCUAUGAUCCCAGCACGGACACUGGUGCAGUCGCAGAUGUCGAUGCAGUCGGAGAUGGAUGGUGUGGAGAAAGCCUCAGCGCAGCAGAAUGAGGGGAUGUACAUGGAGAGUCCCUUCUACAUGACCACUGGGAAGUCUCCCCAGGCGACCUCCGGGGGUCAACAGCAGGCCACUGCCAACAGGCAGCCGCAGGGCUUCGCCAGCAUCAAGCAGCCGGUCGUCAGCAUCACCUCCCAGCAAGGGCCCCGGAUCAUUGCCCCACCCUCGUUUGAUGGGACCACCAUGAGCUUUGUGGUGGAGCACAGAUGAAU